Messenger RNA from Chara braunii, 2006 nucleotides. NCBI's taxonomy places the organism in Eukaryota, Viridiplantae, Streptophyta, Charophyceae, Charales, Characeae. The record is from the annotation of a GenBank genome assembly.
GUGAACGAGUAUCCUCGAGGAGUGGGGUUAUCUCCUCACAUUGACACUCACUCCGCUUUUGAAGGUGCGAUCCUCUCGCUCUCUCUUGCUGGCCCAUGUGUGAUGGAGUUCCGGCGGUAUGCUGUGGACAGUUCGGGCUUGGAAGCGGACUUGGGAGUUCCCAGCGAACACGAACGCGUACGGGAGGAAGACGGUCGGGCGGCAGAGGCACUAAGUGAGGACAUCGCCAGGGAACGGUCUUUGUCUUCAAUCUUCUUGCCACCAAAGGCGGUGCCGGAGUCGAUUAGUGGAUGUCAUACUGCCGGCAUCGGAACAGAAAGAGAAGUUCUUCAGCAAACUGUGCCAGCCGCACAGCCGAAUAUAUCCACUGAUAACAAUGAUAAGAUAAAAGAGGCUGUAGUGUUUGGCAAUGGAAACGGUUGUGGUGCGGACUGUGAGGAGGGAAGAGGAGGGAAAUUACAGGAAGAUAGCUGUUGUGCCACAAUGCAGCGAAGAGCAGUGUUUCUUCCACAGAGAUCAUUGUUGGUUAUGCUCGAUGAAGCCCGAUACGCUUGGAAUCACUACAUCCCUCACCGAAAGGUGCGACACGGACCAUGUCAAUGUACUUUUUUGGCGUAUUGUGACGAGGGUAAGGAACGUGCAAGAUCUACAAGUCAGGCGUGAUGCAAACGAUUCUAAUAAGAUUCUUCAGAGAAGAUGCAGAUGUGAAACGGCUAAAUGCCGUAAACAGGUAAUACCCCCUCUUGCAGUGUAGCCGAGCAAAUGCGACAUCUGUGUGUGACAGCACCCAACCGCUGUUCUGACGUGUUGCUUGUUGCGCCGUUAUUUGAAUAAUAAUGCCACAACUUUAUAGGGGUAUUGCUUGAUUGGUGCCCAAGCAGCUGAGAUGGUUGGCUAGUCCCCCCUGGCCGGUUUGGUAGGACCCAGGGUGUUCGGCGGGAGGACGAGUUGUGCCGUCCUGUGAUCCGAGCUUGCAGAGGCUUCACCCUUGGUCCUGCCACUGGCUGCCAGCGCUCGUCCCUCGCUGGGGGUGAGGAGCGCAGGUACUACUCCCCCUGCACAGAGCAGAGUGGGGACAGAGACAUAGAGGCCGAGGCCGCCAAGCAGGUUGUUCAGAGCGCUGCUUAUAGAGUUCCUCAUAUAGAGAGGUAGGUAGUUGGAGGUAGUAGGUAGAAGAGCUAUAUUGAGUGAAGAAUAUAUAUAAUAUAUUAUAUAAGCUUAGUUUUUAAUUUUAAUUGAAAAUAUAUAUACAUAUAUAUCAUCAAACAGAGCUUCCCGAUAGACUGUAGGCAGAGAGGGAGAAGAGGACCACACGAGGGGCUGUGACAGACUUUUUCGCCGGAGUUGCACCGACCCAUCAGGAGGCUGAAGGAGAGAGAGAGAGAGAGAGAGAGAGAGAGAGAGAGAGAGAGUGCUCUUCCACUGUUUGAAAAAAGCACUGUCACAUGCCCUUUCAAAAAGAGGCAUUUCUCUUCUGUCAAAUCCGAUGGGAAUUCAAACCUUCUCUAAUCCGUGUCUUAAACGAGUUUUCAUUAGUAUACUGUUUUGAAAACCAUUAUAAUGUGCAGGGACGCUGGACCCGAUUUCCAGCAGGUGCUGCUCCCCACCAAUAGAUGGAGCCUCCAUGGGAGUGCUAGCGGUGUCUGCUCUUACCAGCACCCCUAGCACCACCCCGGGUGUUAAAAAAAAAAAAACAAAAAAAAAACGAGUUUUCAUUAUGUGCCGGAAACUAGGUCCGGUGUCGCUGACAAGUUACAAGAAGAAUUCGCUCGAGCAACUCGACGAUGCCCUCUCGUCACGGACGAGGGACUCUCAGAUAGUGGCACUGGAUAGUAGAUACGGCAGCUGAGAAAGGUUGCGGACUGCAAGGCUGGGGGCCGUGUACUUGUGGUUGAAGAGACUUGGCUUGUGAGGCCGAAGUCGCCGGUUCGAUGCCGUGCGUGCACGGAGGAGGGCUUAGGCCGGUUUGCGGACGCAAUCCGUAUAAACAAAUCAUGUCCGGUGCG